Molecule: messenger RNA, 6729 nt
Organism: Myxocyprinus asiaticus (Chinese sucker)
Lineage: Eukaryota; Metazoa; Chordata; Actinopteri; Cypriniformes; Catostomidae
Product: transport and Golgi organization protein 1 homolog
Biological process (GO): endoplasmic reticulum to Golgi vesicle-mediated transport; vesicle cargo loading; protein secretion
Cellular component (GO): endoplasmic reticulum membrane; endoplasmic reticulum exit site
Molecular function (GO): protein binding
Source: RefSeq, a predicted model, not a curated record
CUCGUCUCUCAGGUCUGCUGACGUGUCGGCUGCACGCGCGGUGGGACUGCAGUCCUACAAUCACAAGCCGCAAUCAUGGCUACACUAAAUCCAUAUUUGUACGUUUUUACUCUGUUUCUUCAUGCAUGUGUUUGUAAAUCCAGCGCGGAGCGGCGCUUCUCCGACUUCAAACGCUGCGCCGAUGAUGAAUGUAGCAUGCUGCUCGGCAGAGGAAAAGCCGUAAGGGAUUUCAUGGGGCCGGACUGUCGGUUUCUCACUUUCAAGAAAGGAGAGACGAUAUAUGUAUAUUAUAAACUCUCAGGACAGAGGUCAGAUGUGUGGGCCGGUAGUGUUGGAAACGACUUUGGUUAUUUUCCAAAGGACUGUCUUAAUCUAAGUCAUAUAUAUACUGAAAAGGAAUUUGAGGUGCCUGCAGAGGAAACAGAUUUUGUGUGUUUUGAUACGGGACUUGAUAAAUUUGAAAGCUAUGACAUUGAUGUGCUAUUAGGCAACUUGUUGUUAAUAGAAAAUGAGAAUUUAACAGCAGAAUCAAAAGAAUCAGCUCAGAAUGAUGCUGUCGUCUCCCAGCUGCCUUCUGAAAAAGGAACGACAAGUUCAGAAUCUACAACACAUCCAGAAACAGAAUCAGUAGAUUCAGAAUCAAUAUCACCACUUGAGACAGAUUCAGUAGAUUCAGAAUCAACUUUGCCCUUUGAGACAGAUUCAGUAGAUUCAGAAUCAACUUUGCCUUUUGAAACAGAAUCUGUAGAUUCAGAAUCGGUAGCACAUCCUGAAACAGAGACACUACUUUCAAAAUCUGCGGAUGAGGAAUCUGAUAGCAUUCAACCAAAGAUAGAUGUCUCACCAGAACCAACAUUAGAAUCUACAGAUGCAGUACAGAAAGAGCCAAAAGCUGUUCAGCUUGUAGAGGUCAUGGAAGAGCAGACUAAUAAUUCACUACACCAAGAGUCAGAGGUUUCCUUAGAAGAUGUAGAAGCAGAACCAUCAGAUUCUGAUGCUCUAAAUAUUGAUUAUUCUGAGCGUUUGCACAACCAGAGUGACUCUGAGAGACCGUUCAGUACAGAGGAAGUCACAAAUUCUGAUCCCCAGAAACCCAUGAAACUUCCAUUUGAAGCCCAAACUGCUGGCUCAGAGAUAGACACUGAAGAACCUGCCAAAUCCAAGCAAAACAAUAAGGAUAUACCACUACAAGCACCUGGGAAAACACUGAAUAAAGUUGAGGAGGAUACUGAGGAUAAGAACAUGUGGUCAACCUUUAAGGAUAUUUUUAAAAAGGAGCGUGAAGGUAAAACGCGAGAGACUGGAUCUCUUGAAAGAGUCACCAAAGAGGACAUGGAGGCUUUACCUGAGGAAUCACAUUCAGAUACGAAUGUCAAAGACCUCGCUAGUCCCAAAGUCUUGAAUGCAGAAAUUGACUCUGAAGAUCUGGCAAUUGCAGAAGAAGUCCUUGAUCUAGAAACUCUAGACUCCAUAAGUGCUCCGCCAAAGAGUCAAGACAUCUCAUCUGAACAAACUGUGGAAAAACACACUGUAGGUACGAUCUCAUCACUAAACGUGGACAGGAUGCUUGCAGAUGAAGCCACUGAAGAGGAUGGUCUUCAGAUGGUAGACACAAGCAAGAAUGAGAAAGCAAAUGAAAACAUUGAAGAAGAUCUUCAGAAGGCCAUUACAGACAAGAGUGAAGAACUGCAUGAAAGUCCACAGACUGCAACCCUUCUUGACAAAACCGACAAUCAGAUUGAAAAAGUGAGGAACGACCUUUUGAAUCUAUUAAAAAACACCUUGCAAUCAGAGGAACAAAGUCCCAAUGAAGAAGAGCCUCAAGAUCAAGACGAGACGGAAGAUGCCAAAGAGCUUUUGGAGGAUGAGAACGCUCUUUUAUCUUCUUCUGAACUCCAAAUUACAGAUGAAUCCAAGGAGAACGAACAACCUGAAAUUCAAGUCGAAGCCGAAAUUUCAGACGUAUCUGAACAAAAUGACAAUGGCAUGGAACCAAGUGAGGUACCAUCUUCUCUAACAAGCGUGACUCAAGAAGAAGACCAUGAAACUCUGGAAGAAGAUGGAUCCGAUCACAACCUUGAGGUGCCUUCUCCUCGUGAGGAGCCUGUGUACAGUGAUAGCAUUCUAAGACUCACAAUUUUACGAGAUCACUUGAGAGACGAUGAUGUGGAGCGUAUGCAGAAGUGUCUCGGGCUGAAAAACCUGUUCAAAAUUGAAGCCAUGUUUUCUGACCUGGAUCAAGAGAUGAAGUCUGCCAGGCAGUUGCAGACAUACACUGAGAACAUCGAGAACACGCUUGACCAGAUCAUGGAGGCCUCAGAGAACUCGAUUCUAGAUGAGACGGAGGAAAUGCUUAAUGAAAGAGAGCGGAAAGCUCAGGAACUUGGACGGCUGAAGGAACCAGGAAUGAAUGAUGUAGAGGCUGCCAUCUUGGAUGCUUUUCGGGAGAUUGUGUUCUCUUUGCGACAGAAAUAUUCAGCCGCUAGUGACAGUGUCCCAUUGGUUGAGGAAGAACAACCUGCCUCUGAAACAGAUGAACAAACCGGCUCUGAAGAGGUGAAGGAUUUGGUCAGUGAUGUCGAAACGAUUGAACCACCUGAAAGUCCUGAGAUUCAUAAGGAGCAGAAUGAAUCUGAAUUGAUUCUGAAUUCUGAAUUAAAUGUGAACCCUCAAGAUUUAUCUCACAGUGAAGAGAUGGGACUCGAGGAGGACGGCGGUCAUUUUAAUAGGAAUAAAGAUGCACAGAUAGGUUUCAAAGAUGCUGAGGAGAUUCAAAAGGGGCCUCAUGCGAUUUUGGAGAAUCCAGUGGACAUUGGAUUACACUUUGAAAUGGACCAAUCUUCAGGUUCACUGGAGACCCCAAGUGUGUCUGAUUUCCGUGACGUUGAAGCAAACAGUUACAUCACCAGCUCUUCAACUUCAGAUGAACUUUGGGGCUCGAUGCUUCUUGGCAAAGAGUAUCUUGGAGUGUACGCAGAAGUUGUCAUCACUGCUCUUCCAGAAGAAUGGCGACCAGGUCCCACUUUCCACGGACUGCCUUGGGAGCCUGUGCUCAUGACAGUGGGCAUCGGGUUCCUCACAUUACUGAUGUUCUUCUGGAAAACUGUGCUCGCUGUCAAAGGCAGAAACUAUCAGUUAACUGAGAAGCAGCUGACAGGCAAGAUCCAGCUGCUGCUCCGCGAAAAGUAUGAUGCCGUUAACAAGAUCACAGAACUGAAUGGCAUGAUCGAAGAGCGCGAAGAACAGUUAAAAAGCUCUGAGAAAUCAAUGAGUUCAACACAGCGAGAAAUGAAGCAGCUGAAGACGCAUCACAAGAAACUCCAAAGCCAGUGUGAGGAGAUGUCAGGGAGUGUUUCUCAACUUAACCAGAAAAUUGUGGACACACAGGAAGAGAAUUCAAAUCUGAAUGAAAAGAUUAUCAAAAUGCACCAGAGAAUCGAGAAGUAUCAGAAGACUUUGAAGAACUACGACGAGGAACGUGCAAAGGUUCACAUCCUCAUGGAUGAAGCUAAACAUCGAGAAGAUGCUCUGAAGGCUCAGGUGCUCACAUUUGAGAAGGAAAACAGCUCUUUAAAAGAGCAAAAGAAAUCUUUGCUGCGUGACGCUAAAGACUGGCAGGAGAAGCAUGAAAAAAUAAGCGAGGAGAUCAGAGUUUAUCACCGAUCACAGAAAGAGUUGCAGGAUUCACUGGUGCACAAAGAAAAUGAGAUUGAUGUUUUGUCCAGCUGUAUUGCAGAGCUCAACCGAUUGGGAGCUUGUUAUGCUGCAGACCUACAGAAAGACGAUGUUAAACUAGCUAAUGGAGAAGAUGCUGACAAGAUGAUGGACACCAUGAGGCUGAGAAUUAAACAGAUGAUGGACGUCUCAAGGAUUAGGGCGACUCUCAGUAUUGUUGAAGAGGAAAGAAAUCGCUGCAUGGAGAGUCUCCUCACCGAACAGAAAAGCAGACAGGAGCUGGAGGAGCAAUAUCAGAAGGUCAUGCACGAUCAGAUGAAUCUGAAGAACGAAAAGACUCACCUGGAAAAUCAGUUCAAGAACCUUCAACAGAGACUAGAUAUCACCACUGAACUCUACCAGCAGAAGGAGAACGCCCUCCAACAGAAGUUGACGCAGGAGGAGUUGGAGAGACGUGAGAAAGAGACGAAGCUGUGCGAGGUGGACAGUGAAGCUGUGAGGUCAGAAGAGGAGGUGAGAGUUCUCAAACAGAAGAUCAAAGACAUCGAGGAGGAGAUGCAACAGAACGAGCGUUCGCUCAAAACCGAGGUAGCAAUCCAGGAAAAGAAAGCACAUGAGAACUGGUUGAAAGCCCGCGCCUCAGAACGAGCUCUGGUGGAAGAGAGAAGAGAAGCGGCCAACCUUCGCCAAAAGCUCGUUGAGCUCAGGGAUAAAAUCUCAGACAUGGAGCAAACAAGUCUGUUCAAACUGAACUCUGGACCUCCCGAACGACACAUGCCGCCUAUGAGGAAAGGUGACUCUUACGGGCCGUCUCCUGUGAGUGGGGGGGCUCCUUCUCCUCCUCUAAUGAUAGAGGGUCCAGGACGCCCCCCUGCACCUGUCGGGCGACGGAGCGAAUCGUUUGGUCCCAGACCCCCGUCUGACCCCCACGGACGUUUCUCGGAGCUUGGGCACCCGAUGCCCUCUCGACCUGAAAUGUUCUCUCCCAUGACGUCAUCUCCAUGUGCACAUGAUGGACCCAUGCAGACCGCACCAGUCAUAGAGAAGGCCGAGGCCUCAGAGCAGGUCUCAUCUGACCCUGUAGAACCUCGGUCUAAAUCUCAGAACCAGGGUUCCUUCCUCCCAUCUCCCAUCCGUGACUCUCCUGUCCCGCCACAGAACGUCCCACUAAAGCCGUAUGGACCCCCAGUCAUGGGGGGACCAGUUCCGAUCAACGGCCCGCCUCCUUUUAUGGUCAGACCGCCCAAUGGCCAUCCUCCCAUGAUGCCCCCUGGCCCUCCCCUCGGCCCUGAACCGCGCUUCAGACCACCGCCCAUGGAGUCUUAUGGCCCCCCUCCUCCGAUUGGCCCAUAUGGACCAGUACCGCCACCUUUUGGUCGAGGCCCGCUCCCCCCACCACCUGAAUUUUACAUACCUCGUGGGCUUCCUCCUCGGCCCUUCCCUCCCGGACCUCUUCCACCCCCUGGAGCGAUGGUUCCGCUACCGUAUAGGGGCCGGGGCUUCCUGGGGCCCCCUUCACUAACAGUUCAGACCUCUAGGGACGGUGAGGAGAAUGCCACAUUAGCGCAAAACCCCCCCACAGAUGACUUCCAUCAGCAGGGGGCGCCGCAGGACGCAGAAAACUCCGCAACGGCGGAACCUUGAACGAACUGUUACCUGAACAAUUUUUCCAGGCUUCAUGAAUUUCUUUGUUUGGUCCCUAUUCUUUUCAAUACUUUUAACAUCAAAAUGCCACUUUAAAUCUCAGUUGUUUGAUUUUGUUUUCCAUUUCAUUUAAGCUUAUUUCAGUAAGACAUUUGUGACAAAUUGAGGGUUUUGAUUUUAUAAGUUUGCAAGACUUUCCUAUGGAAAUAGUUUAAUAUACAGAAGGCAACGUAACUUGUGUUUAUGGUUGUCAUAUGGAUAAAUUAUAUCUACCACUCACCCAGAGCUGAUGCAUCCUGGGAUAUUGUUUGAACCAAUCUGACAUAAAUAUGUUCGAACGCAAGACAAACUAUUCAUGAAGUAUUUUUAUGCCUUUUUCACCAAUUCUGAACAAAUAUUUCUGCUCGAGUCGCUUUUAGUCCGAUUUAGUGUUUUGAUUUGUUGUACGUCUGUUCUUGUCAUUUCUUUUCCUAGCGGAAAGGCACAUAUGAUGUCAUAUUGACAAAGUAUUUGUACAUUUCUUUCAGCUGCAUAUACAAUAAAAAUAUUCCCAGAAAUCAGACAUUGAUAACGUAACCAAAAUCGUGCACAGUUGAAACCGAUGAACUUCUUUUAGUAUAUUGUUCAUCAUUGUUCAACUGACCUUUCAUCUUACCGUAUUACUCAACAGUUGACAUAACAGCACAUAAAUCAUCUGUACACCAUGUAAUUGUAUUAAUGGAUGUUGGACGAUUAUGUUUUUGCAGAACUGUAAAUUUACUGGCAAUGGAGCUCCUUCAUGAAACACAAGCAGACCAAUUUUUAUGUAAAUUGUUCAUUAAAUCAUUCUUGUGUAAAUUGUAAAAAAACGAACAAUCACAUUUAAUGCAACAGAUUUUCAGGUUAAUUUGUUGUAAAGCUAUUAUGUAAACUGUUGCAUUCAGUUCAGGGUGACAAUACUGUUUAUCGCAUUCAAUUCACAGAAUUAAUACAAGAAUGGUUUUACGAAAAAAUUACUCAUUCAUUACAUUCAGUUUGCAGAAUUUAAUAGAAUACAAUUUACGCAAGAAUUGUUUUAUGUAAAUGCAACAAACAGCAUAUUCUUCAUUUUAAUUCUCAAAAUUUGUCAAUUUAUUUAAUCAUUUGUUUUGCUCUCGUUUUAAUGAAUGAGGCCCAAUGAACGAUGCUUUUCUGGGGUUUUGAUGCAAUGCUCUCGGAAACAAACCAACCAACUUUUUUUUUAAAUAUAUUUUGUCAUAUAGUGUUUUCUUUGAUAUUAGUCAAAUAUUUCAGAAAGUGUGUUGAAAGGAUGUUGCAAUAAGAGUGUCUGCAUCACGUGUUCAAAUCUUAGGGAAGAAACUGUUUAGGAAAAAAACAGUGGCAUUAAAUUCCUGGGAAUGAAUGAGUUGAAUAAAACUGCUUUUGCUUCUA